Tachysurus vachellii is the source of this 1842-nucleotide messenger RNA. It is a transcript of the gene rbm41, whose product is annotated as RNA binding motif protein 41. Gene Ontology annotation, biological process: mRNA splicing, via spliceosome. NCBI's taxonomy places the organism in Eukaryota, Metazoa, Chordata, Actinopteri, Siluriformes, Bagridae. The record is from RefSeq and is a predicted model, not a curated record. The transcript has 7 exons. The coding region runs from base 95 to 1405 and encodes 436 amino acids. Gene Ontology annotation, molecular function: pre-mRNA intronic binding; U12 snRNA binding. Gene Ontology annotation, cellular component: U12-type spliceosomal complex.
CCUUCUAAAACAGUUUUAACUACAUAUCCCAGAAUGCUUUGCUUCAACAAUAACACUUCCGUUGUAAACAGGAAGUGGGGUUUAUGAAGAAAAUAUGAAGCGGGUCGCUCGCCGGGUGUGUGACGACGGCCCACUUCCUGAGGAGCAGGAGACCGAGGGUCAGAGGCAGCUGCACAACCUGUUGCUCCAGCAGCUCGACACGGACGUCGACAUCGACCGCUGUGUAGCUAAGAAGAAAUGUUUUGCCCCGGCUGCACUGUACAAGCCUUUCGGGGAGCAGGCGGCAGGAGUGCGCAGUCUGGCCCAGUUCCAGGCGCUGCAGGAUGGAGAGCAGGAACUCGCCAGCCUGAGAGAGCUGGGCCUCACCGACGCCGAGAUCCAGCUGUGGAGGAACAGAGACGCGCAGGACAAGACCAGCAGCGGGAAGAAUCGUGGCGUGAUCGUAGCUCCUGAAGCACGGGACGAGCGAAUGCAGGUCAUCUGGGACAAGAUGGCGGCGAGGGCAGAGUUACUGUCCCGUCCUCAGCGCUUCUCGGGCAGUCGAGCUCUCACACGGAGAGAGAUGGAGAUCGAGAAGGCUCUGUUCCACGGCACUGACCGCUCCAACUUCCUGACUGCCCUCUACCAUCAAGAGGGAGCUUCGGACGAUGGCCAACAGGGGGCGACAUUUUCAAACCCAAUGGAUUCUUUAUACAGAGACAUCCUGAACGAUCAACAGGAACACUCAGAGAGCGUCACAUACUUUCAUCAGACAGAUCCUGAUCGCGACCGAACACCACGUCUGGACCCAGAAACAGACCCGGACCCGGACUCGGAUCGGUCGCACGCUCUCAACAGCCAAUCAGCAGGAAUAACUCCUUCUAAGAAUCAAGAAUCAGCAUCUGUUCCACAGAAACCGACAGUAAACCAGCCCAUUGGACGCGUGACCUCGUGCUGCGGUCCGGUGACCGUCAGCGGGACAGUAGAAGAGAUUUCAGACGAGGAGAUCAGGAACAAUCGGGAGACGGAGGACGGAAUAAGGAGAAUCUCACGCUUUCAGAACUAUCGGCGCGGAGAGCCGUCGAACGUGUUGUGUGUGAAGAACAUGAGUCCACGGGCCUCUUUGUCCCAGCUCGUAGCUCUUUUCUCCCGCUUUCAGAAGGACGACACAAAUCCAAUCGUGUACCGCAUCCUGACCGGCAGACUGAAGGGCCAAGCUUUCAUUACCUUCUCAGAUAAAGAGACCGCACAAGCAGCGUUGGAUACAGUGAAUGGCUACAGGCUGCAGGGAAAAGUCCUGGUGAUUGAAUUUGCCCGAGAGAGGGGACAAGCCAAGACUGAGGACUCUCCAGAAAAUCACAUAAUUAAAGAAUCUACAGCACAAAAGGAUCUGAGCACGUCAGGACACGCUGUUACACGACGAUAAUCACCGACGCGGUGGUGCGAUCCGGCUCGAUGUAUAGCCCUUCCUAAGAAUUAUACAAUUUUAUUAUUUUUUUCCCCCUUAAAGACACAUUUCAUGUUGUGGAACAUCCUCAAAUAGAUAAUAAUUCCUGUUAUCUCGCACACUGUAACAGCUGUAAACAGUCCUUCUCUCAUCAACCUCUUAUUUUUUUUUAAUCUCUCUGUUGAAGUAAACACCAGAGACUCCAAAAGUGCCCAAUAAAUGUCUUCUCACACAUAUCACACAUUGUUCAAUGAAUAAUGACAUGUUUACUUGGAGUAUCUGUAGCACUGCUUCGUUGUUGUUUUAUGUUUAUGUCUGUAUGUAUGUUGCACCUUUGACCCGCGAGACACGACAUCUCGUUCCACUGCAUGUCUCAACGUGUAGCGGAAUGACAAUAAAGCUAACUCGAACUUGAA